Rhipicephalus microplus (southern cattle tick) is the source of this 1978-nucleotide messenger RNA. RefSeq lists its product as uncharacterized. The record is from RefSeq and is a predicted model, not a curated record. NCBI's taxonomy places the organism in Eukaryota, Metazoa, Arthropoda, Arachnida, Ixodida, Ixodidae.
UCGACGCCGACUCAGAGAGCGUGUGUUGGCGUGUCCAAAGGCGUCCUCGGGUGGCCCUCGGGACAAGAGACACUCCUUCUCAGAGCCUCACUCCAGUCCACGACGAGGAUUCGGCACGCAGGAUUUUUUAGAACGCGCGCGGCGCUCGAUCGACCAAGGGGCGACGGGCAGCGACGACUACGGCCACCAUGCGGGAGAACAGGCUGAUCCUCGUGGCCGCUUUCUUGCUGCUGCAAAGCGGUCUGGAGCCGGCGACAGCAUUGAACAACCAUGAAAGCACGCCCGGGCAGUUCCUGACCGAGGAGGCGUCCAUGCCCUACCAGUUCUCGUACUUCGCCGGCGGGCACGACGGCAGCCACUCGCGCCACGAGACACGAGACGCCAACGGCCGUGUCUCGGGUCACUACACGCUGACCACGGAUGAAGGGUCCCAGCGGGUCGUCUGCUACGUGGCCGACGAGCACGGGUUCCGGGCAUGGGUCGACACCAACGAGCAGGGCACCGACAACCAGGACCCCGCCGACGUCAGCGUCCGCUCCACGGCACCCGGCACGGCGGGAGUACCUCGCGGACCGAUCAAGGGUGUCUGCGGCAGCCCACCGCCACCGGCGGGUCCUCCGGCCCAGGCCCAGAUCGUGGUGACGUCGCCGCCCGUCGUCAUACCACCACCAGUGCGCAAACCGGCUUACGUGCCACCCCCGGCCGUGCAUCACGAGGAGGUCAUCGUGCCACCUCCAUCUGUAAAGGUGUAUCCUCCUCCUGUGCAGCAGGUCGUGGUGACGCCCCCAACGUACGUGCAACAACCACCCGCGCGAACCUACGUACGCAAGGUUGUCGUCAAGAAGCCCAUCCACAAUUAUGAACCUCCGGCCGAACCAGCAAAGACCUAUUAUGUUCCUCCCCCACAGCCAGCCAAGACCUACUACGUCCCCCCACCACAGCCGGCCAAGACGCACUACGUUCCACCUCCAUCCCCACCAAAAACCUACUACGUUCCAUCCGAGCCCGUAGUUGUGGAGCCUCCCCGUCGUCGUCCCCCGCCGACCCGACGCCUGUCGUACCAGCCGGCUCGGGAAGAAGUGCUGCCCCCGGCACGGCCAACCUACUACGACACUCCGCCGACGCCACCCCGACAGGUGCAGGAGGUGUACGUGCCAUCGAAACCCGCGUACCGCGGCUCUUCGUGCCCGGGAUACUGCGGACCGAAGGUGACAGCACGCGUCGUGUCGCGGCCGGAGCCUCCAUCCUACGUCAACACUCGCCAGGACGUCAGCUACUCGGUCAGGAGGGGACCCUACGUUGCGCCAAGGUACGAACCAUGGACCCAGCCAUCGUACAAGACGUACCGUGCUUACAACGAGCCGUCCGAGCCGUGGCGUCCCAAGGGUGACAUCCCCAUCGGCGUCUCGUACAAGAUGAGCAUUUCCCGCGGUCCCGGAGGCCCCUACCCGUGGCAGGACGAAGUGGUCAGCCGGCCCGGAUCCUACUACCGGCAUGCGCGGCCGUCGACACCAACCUCGGGAUCGCACUAUUACAGGCCCGCUGAAUCUGCGCCCGAGCCGGCCUACCCAUCCCGGUCCCAGGGAGGAUACGCCAAAAAUGACCUGCAAGACGACGACGACGACACCUACGACUUCAAGAGGCCCAGCUACGGCUAAGCGUUCCUAGGACACCCGGUGGCCCCGACUGAAGACUCGGCAAUGACAGGAUUUCUCGCGAACCAGGCAGCUAUACACCUACAUCGCUCGUCUUAUCUAUCUCAAACGUUUUGUGAAUAAAAGAAAACAAUGCUUCUAUGGUACUGGACCACCAUCUAGUGUAUACACAUGAAACGCUAAACGAUCGAGCGAUAGCCAAGGGUUUGGCAAAGUAUCAUUUAGCGAGGGACGAACACCGUGGCAAAACCGUUCACUAAAGGUAUGCUAGACAAAAGAAAAUUUUAGGGAAAUGUUUUUAAGUAAAUGUUUCUGAAACCAUC